AUGGCGACGUACAAGGUGGUGAUGGUGAGGCACGGGGAGUCUGCCUGGAAUGCUGAGAACAGAUUUUGUGGCUGGUUCGAUGCUGACCUUGCUGAUUGUGGAGUCGUGGAAGCCAAGAGGGCUGCACAGCGCUUGAAAGAGAAGGGCUUCACCUUCGAUGUUGCAUUCACGAGCGUCCUGAAGCGUGCCAUCAAGACCCUAUUCUACAUUCAGGAUGGCCUCGACCUUCAUUGGAUCCCCGUGCACAAGCAUUGGAGGCUGAACGAGAGGAUGUACGGAGCCCUGCAGGGGCUGAAUAAGUCAGAAACUGCUGCUAAGCAUGGAGAAGAUCAGGUGAAAAUUUGGCGCCGGUCGUAUGAUGUUCCCCCCCCGCCUGUCGAUAAGACCAGCCCAUACUGGCCCGGCAAAGAUUGCAAAUAUAAGUACGUCGACACAAACCUCAUACCAAGAACAGAAUGUCUGAAGGAUACGGUCGCCAGGGCACUUCCAUAUUGGCAUGAUAUUAUCGUUCCUGAGAUUAAGAAAGGUCAAAAGGUCAUCAUUGCGGCCCAUGGUAACAGUUUGAGGGCCCUGGUGAAAUACUUGGACAAUAUGACCGACGAACAGAUCAUGGCUCUCAAUAUACCGACUGGCAUCCCUCUUGUGUACGAACUGAAUGCUGAUCUCCAGCCAAUCACGCACUACUACCUGGCUUCCGAUGAAGAGGUCAAGGCCGCCAUCGAUAAAGUAGCCAAUCAGGGAAAAGCUAAAUAG
This is a messenger RNA of Helobdella robusta, 753 nucleotides long. RefSeq lists its product as hypothetical. The transcript is spliced from 6 exons. The record is from RefSeq and is a predicted model, not a curated record. NCBI's taxonomy places the organism in Eukaryota, Metazoa, Annelida, Clitellata, Rhynchobdellida, Glossiphoniidae. Gene Ontology annotation, biological process: glycolytic process. Gene Ontology annotation, molecular function: intramolecular phosphotransferase activity. Bases 1 to 753 code for a protein of 250 amino acids.